AUGAGGAAGCGGCAUCCCAAGUCGUCAGAAGCAUCUCCUAGUCAAGAGAUUGAUAAGGAGGAUGUUCUUGACAAGGAGGUGAAGACACCUGUUAUUAGAUCGGGAAAAGUAUGGAUUUCACUCUUGAUUUUGAUCUCAUACUCCUCCUGGGCUGUUUACAACCAUCAGCAUGCGAAUUUACCUCAUCCCUUGACCGCCCAACAAGCUGGAAAAAGAGGUUUCUCUGAGAUUGAAGCAAUGAAACAUGUCUCGGCUUUGACUCAGUUUGGUCCGCGUCCUGUUUCUUCUGAUGCUCUUGUCCUCGCCACUCAGUAUGUUUUGGCAGCAGUUGAGAGAGUUAAAGAAACUGCUCACCGUGAGGUUGAUGUCAAUGUUGAUUUCUUUGAAUCUACAUCUGGUGUAAAUACUCUGGUCGGUGGUCUUUUUAAGGGGAAGUCACUCGUGUAUUCAGAUAUCACUCACAUUGUACUAAGAAUCUUGCCAAAAUAUGAACAAGAUGCAGGAGACAAUGCUAUUCUUGUCUCUUCUCACAUUGAUACCGUCUUUUCAACUGGUGGGGCUGGAGAUUGUAGUUCAUGUGUAGCUGUAAUGCUGGAACUAGCUCGGUCUGUUUCCCAAUGGGCUCAUGGAUUCAAGAAUUCUGUUAUCUUCUUGUUUAAUACUGGAGAGGAAGAAGGUCUCAAUGGCGCUCAUAGCUUUAUAACUCAGCAUCCAUGGAGUUCCUCAGUACGUUUAGCUAUUGAUUUAGAGGCCAUGGGUACCGGAGGAAAGUCUGGUAUAUUUCAGGCUGGCCCGAAUCCAUGGGCUAUUGAAAACUUUGCGUUGUCAGCAAAAUAUCCAUCCGGUCAGAUCAUUGGACAGGAUCUUUUCGAUUCUGGACUCAUAAAAUCUGCUACUGAUUUCCAAGUAUACAAGGAGGUUGCUGGUCUCUCAGGAUUGGACUUCGCUUUUGCAGAUAAUACUGCUGUCUAUCACACCAAGAAUGAUAAGUUAGAACUAAUAAAACCAGGAUCGCUCCAGCAUCUUGGGGAAAAUGUACUUCCUUUCCUUCUUCGGGUUGCUUCAUCUUCGGAUCUGCCAACAGAUCAAACACUCCAGGGAGACUCAGCUGUUUAUUUUGACAUUUUGGGGAAGUAUAUGAUUGUCUACCGGCAAAGUUUUGGGACAAUGCUCUAUGUUUCAGUAAUCAUGCAAUCGACUCUUAUAUGGGUUAUGUCCUUGUUCAUGGGUGGUUAUCCAGCUGUUGUGUCUCUCAUUUUGUCCUGUUUGAGUAUCAUCCUCUCAUGGAUAUUCUCAGUAGCUUUCUCGGUAGUUGUUGCCUUCAUACUGCCGUGGAUUUCUUCAUCACCUGUGCCGUAUGCUUCAAACCCAUGGAUGGCAGUUGGAUUGUUUGUGUCGCCUGCGGUUUUGGGGUCGCUAAGUGGUCAGCAUGUGGCCUUUAUCUUCCUUUGGAAGAGAUCACCAAAAAGAAAUUCAAACAAUACGCAAGGCUCACCAAGAGUAUUGGAUCAUUUGGCCAAGCUGGAGGCUGAAAGAUGGCUAUUUAAAUCGGGUUUUAUACAGUGGCUUCUUCUUCUGGCAUUGGGAACCUAUUAUAGACUUGGAUCAACUUACCUUGCCCUGGUCUGGCUAGUUCCACCUGCAUUUGCAUAUGGUAUGCUCGAGGCGACUUUAACUCCAAUCCGAUCGCCAAAGCCUCUCAAACUUGCAACCCUCCUUACCGGACUGGCUGUACCAAUUUUGGUAUCAUCUGGCAGUUUUAUCCGGUUAAGUGGCACAAUGAUCGGCAUGCUCAUUCGAUUUGACAGGAACCCAGGUGGAACUCCAGAAUGGCUAGGCAGUGCGUUGAUCGCUGUUGUUAUUGCUACUUUCAUAAGUCUGACUAUGGUAUAUCUGCUGGCCUAUAUUCAUCUCUCUGCUGCAAAAACAUUGAUUGUCACUUUGUUAUGCGGUAUCACUGCCCUCUCUCUUUCCCUUGUAUCUUCUGGUGUUCUUCCUGCAUUCAAUGAGGAUACUGCAAGAGCAGUAAAUGUGGUACAUGUUGUGGAUACGAGUGGGCCAGAUCAAAUCUCGUUCAUAUCCCUGUUUUCAAACACUCCCGGAAACCUCAACAUGGAAGCAGAGCUGAUUAAAGAAGGGUUCAGAUGUGGCAGAGAGAAUAAAAUUGAUUUUGUCAGUUUUGAAGCUAAAUACAGUUGUGUGACCGAGAAUGAUGCAGGGCUUGGAUGGGACAACCAGGAUGUUCCAGUUUUGCGUGUCAUAAACGACAAAGAAGAAAAUGAAAGAAGAGUCACAACGGUUUCAAUGGACUCAGGAGGCUCAUCACGUUGGACUCUCGGCAUCGACAUGGAGGAACUAGAAGAUUUUACACUGCAAGGGAGUGGGGAGAAUGAAGAGUUGAUGAUAGCUCAAGGUGAGAAAAGCAGCGGCGAAGGAUGGCACCAAAUUCAGUUCUCAGGUGGGAAAAAGGCGCCCACGAGCUUUGUUCUCAAACUUUACAAAAAGAAGAAAGAAUCUGAUGAGAAGAAGCAAAGACCUCUAUUGAAACUCAGAACUGACUUCGAUCGUCUCACUCCGCAAGUCCAAAGGGUCCUCCAAAAACUUCCUCCGUUUUGCUCUUUGUUUGGAAAAUCCACUUCUCCCUUUACUCUCGCCUUUCUAGCUUCUCUUUCUUUGCCCAACAAUUCAGUGGAAGAUCAUCAGAAGUUGCAAAAAGGACAUGGCAACGUGAUAUUCUCAUACCAAUCUUCUUCUUCUCUCUCCUUCGACGGUGGUGGCAUCAUCAAAAGAAACGGAGGAGACCGGAAGAGGGAGAAAGAAAAUUUAGAAGAAGAAACUCUUAAUGGGAUGCUGCCAAUCAUCCUUCCUAAAACCAUCCUUAUUGGACAGUUCUCUGCGGAAGAACUUCGAGAUGCCACCAACAAUUUCAGCAUUGAAGCUGUCGUAUCAGUUUGUCCCGAACAAGCACCUAACGUUGUUUACCAAGGCUGUCUCCGAACAAGCGAUAGAGACAUUCAUAGAAUUGCUGUUAAAAAAUUCUCCAAAUCAACCUGGCCUGAUCCUAAACAGUUUGCUGCAGAAGCUCGAGCUAUCGGAAAAAUGAGGCACAUGAGACUGGUGAAUUUGAUAGGUUAUUGUUGUGAUGGAGAUGAAAGAUUGCUUGUAUCAGAGUACAUGCCCAAUGACACACUCACCAAACAUCUAUUUCACUGGGAGAAUCAAACAAUGGAGUGGGCUAUGCGAUUGAGAGUUGCACUUUAUGUAGCUCAAGCUUUAGAAUAUUGCAGGGAAAGUGGGUACGAAUUGUACCAUGAUCUCAAUGCUUGUCGAGUUCUCUUUGACGAGAAUGGUGAUCCUCGGCUUUCAUGUUUUGGAUGGAUAAAAGAUAGCAAGGAUGGCAAAAACUUCAGCACGAAUCUUGCUUAUACACCACCUGAAUAUCUUACAAGUGAGAGUGUUGUCUUCAGCUUUGGGACGUUUCUUUUGGAUCUUCUAAGUGGGAAACAUGUCCCUCCGAGUCAUGCAGUUGAUACAAUUCAAAAGCAAAAGUUACAUGUCUUUAUGGAUUCACACCUAGAAGGAAACUAUCCAGAGGAAGAAGCGGCCACGGUAUUUGAUUUGGCUUCCAAAUGCCUCCAAAAUAACCCUAAGGACCGGCCAAAAAUUAGCGAUACGAUUGCAAUACUUGCAACACUUCAACACAAACUAGAUGUUCCGUCCUAUACUAUGCUUGGAAUUUCAAAGCUCGAAAACCAUGGAACGGAAAACCAUAGUUCUCUAAUUUAUGAUGCAUGUUACCGAAUGGACCUCUCAGCUCUUCAUCGAAUUCUUGAAGCAACAGAUUACAAAGACGACGAGGUUACUUGUGAGCUCUCCUUCCAGCAAUGGUCCCAACAAAUUAAAGAUGUGUGGUACACCAGACAGCAAGGCGAUUCAGCUUUUCGGAACACAGAUUUCCAAUCUGCUAUAGAAAAAUAUACUCAGUUCAUAGAAACAGGGAUCAUGAUCUCUCCCACUGUCUAUGCACGAAGAAGCAUGUGCCAUCUCUUCUGCGACCAGCCAGAUGCAGCACUACGAGAUGCAAUGCAAGCACAAUGCGUUUAUCCUGACUGGCCCACCGCCUUUUACCUUCAGGCCGUGGCUCUCGCAAAGCUGAAUAUGGUUGAAGACUCAGCUACCAUGCUAAAAGAAGCCUCUAUCAUGGAAGACAAGAGAGGCUCAUAA
This is a messenger RNA of Arabis nemorensis, 4224 nucleotides long. Lineage: Eukaryota; Viridiplantae; Streptophyta; Magnoliopsida; Brassicales; Brassicaceae. The record is from the annotation of a GenBank genome assembly.